AUGUUCUCUGCUUGGUCUGUCGGGCUUGUGCGCAUAUUCGGUGAGAAUGGGCCUCCUCCGUGUUUGAAGAUGAGUGACAAGAUGAACCAAUUUCAAUUAUUUCCACCCCCAUCGCCCGAGGUAAAUCGGUCUAAUAACCCGUUUCGCAAAGCUGGGAAGAAACCAGUAACUACAUCUGAGCCGGCCUCUUCGAUCCCUCUUCAGGAGAUCAAGGAUACUAGCAAGACUGAAUCCUUACUGCUUCAGAUUAUCGAAGACACUCAGGGUAUUCCACCUCCACCACCAGGAGAUGCUUCAAGAUCCAAAUCCCCGCCGGCUAUGGCGGGAGCAUCCCGUGAUUCCAAGUCCCCUCAAUCUAUGCACAGUCAGAAUCGUCAAGCCAAGGGAGUGAACCAGCAGCCUUUGCAUUCACAUGCUAGUCAAAGCAGCAGCAGUAGCAGCCAUCACACUACGGCGUCAACUGUCUCUCCGCAAUCGUCGCAAUCGUCUGCUACCUCGGUCCCGAUGAGAUCCAUGUUCCCCCAGUUCGAUCCAAAACUGCCUUUCAAUCAGCAGGCAUAUCACCCACAGGUUCCAGAUGCCCCACGGCCCGUCAAGUCUUCCCGGAAGCCUCCUAAGCUUACGCUGUCAACAAAUACUGAGAUUGAUCAUGUUCUCGGGCCGAAGACUGUACCUGCGAGUGUGCUCAACUUCCCAACUGGUGCUUUGGAGUCCGAGGAGGUUACAUACUCAUCCAUGGAGGAACUGAAGAUACUAUGGGAAACGGCCAACGGCCAGAGAACGCGAGAUCUUGUUGGGACAUUGAACCUACGCAUGACAAAGACGGGGCCAGCUACAUUCACCCUCGGCAACUCCCAGAACCCGUUGUACACACUACAAACAUAUUCAACAAACGAACUCGCCCUAAGUAGAUGCGAUCCUUCUCGGCCCAACCACGACGUCCCAAUCAUGAUUAUGAGUCUUGAAGACCGCAUACGCCGCGAGCAUCCCAACGACGGACUCGUGACCCUAUUAUUCUCUCGACUAGCCGCCAUGUUGGCAAUAGACCAAGCCGAUGAGAUCAGCAAGCAACACCACCUAACUCCCGCCGAGACGGCAGAAGUAGAAACCGAUGCGCUCAAACGGGCCGCAGCACAAGAGUCCUGCCGGCUCUCCUGGAACCGCCAUCAACGACUGUAUGAGCUGAGACACCCGUAUCUCUCAAGACACAACCCACCCGCUCUUGUGGGCGCUGUCGGAAUUCCACUCUCCCCGGUGCGAUCGCAAUCUUCAGGAAUGGUGCACAUCACAGUCUCCGCGCCGUCAGGAGAUGCCUCUCCUCGUCAGCCACCAACAAUCAUUGUUACUGGCCCAGUGUCUUCAACGGCAAUGGAAGCCGCUCAGCAAGCUGCUAAUCUACGCACAUCCGUACUCCCUGUCACGGACUUUGACGAGCCGCUUGCAUCCUUGGACUUCGCUACGAAAACAUUUUCGAUUUCUCCGGCUGCUGUUAUGGCUACUAUUCCCUCUUUAUACGCCAUCGACUCUCUCAUCGCUGCGAUGCUGGCAGUUGCCGUCUCAGACGAAGCCACGAACCCGAUCCUUGCAGAUAUGGUUCUCGGAUCGCCAAAGUCGUCUAGACCACCCACCUCCCACAAUCCUGGCCCUUACUCGAUGCCUGUGUUUCAGGGUAAAUUGGUGACUACGGUGGCUGAGCGCGAAGACGCAGCAGAGAGCAUGAACUUGGCAUCGCAGAUUAAAUCAGCGCAGAAAAAGUCCAAAGAGGCGUCGGGAAAGAAGGGUCUUUUCACGUUCUGGAACCGAUCCCCUUCCAAGCCUCAGGAAAAUAGUCGAAGAUCGAAGAAGAAUAAAAACAAGCAGGUUGUGGUUGAGGAGUUUGACUUGGAGAAGUAUGGUCGAUAUGGGAAUAGUUCGUCUCGAGAGGGAGAGAAGUUGCCCGGGCUUACUCGCACUAUCUUGCGUAUACUGUUCUUUGGCUUGGAUUUGAUUGUGAAAGGGUUGACGCUUAUUGUGAAGAUCUUGGCUUGGUUGUUGGUCAAUUCGACGCGUUGUGUGACCAGUGAGAAGUUCUGA
Molecule: messenger RNA, 2073 nt
Organism: Penicillium expansum
Lineage: Eukaryota; Fungi; Ascomycota; Eurotiomycetes; Eurotiales; Aspergillaceae
Exons: 3
Coding region: 1-2073 (690 amino acids)
Source: RefSeq, a predicted model, not a curated record